UUACGGCUUACACACGCGCCUCAAUUACCUACUAGUCUCAGCUGCCUGCCCCCCCGUUCCCAAAUCGAUACCUGCUCGCCUCGCUUGCUCGCUCGCUCGCUCACUCACGUCCACUUGACACCCUCUUCUCGAAGUCGACUUUCCUACACGCCCCAUUGGACUGUCGCGGAGAUGGGCCUGCGAUAAUUCAUUCCUUUCCGCCGCUCGACUCUCACUCCCGGUCUCGACUCUAUUCUUCGGUUCUCCACUCCAGAGCCUCGGACCUGCCUUGUUUCCCAGUUCCGUAGCAUCCGCGUCAUUUCGAACUCCUCGCCAUCGUCAGUAUUACGGCAUGUGCACUGGUCAUGGAAUCCCUCGUCUAUGAGAAUUCGCCGUUGGCGGAAUACCUCCAGGGGGAAGGCGAACACGACCCAAAUUGGCCGAUAAAGGAGGCCGACCAUAGCGAUGAUUUCUCCGAUUCUACCGCGGCCGAUUUUGCCCCACGAGGGGUCUCCAAAUUCCAGGAACGUAUUCGGAAUAAACUCCCCAAGCCCCUUGAACGGAAAGCGUCGCGGCAGAGAGCAGCUCUGGGACGACUCUAUGACGCCUGCACGUCGGCGCUGAAUUCGCGCAUCGGACGAAGCGACAACGAGAGAUUCCUGGAACAGUUCGGUUAUGUCAUCGUUGCGUCUCAGCUGCUGAACGAGCACAGCGCGCCCUCCUAUACGUCAGCCGCAGACGUGAUGUCCACGGCACUCCCGGCAGAUCUCCCAUCAAUAUCCACAACGUUUGGCAUACAAGGAGCUUUUGUCACGGCUUCCACGUCUUUCUCCAUCGCUUGGUUGUUGCACUGGAGCCGGUCGCGCACAUCAUCUGGUCUCAACCCUCGAAAGGUCGGGGUUCUAUUGGUUCUCGUGCCGGUCAUUGGAGUUCUGUUCUAUGCUUUCGCCAAGCGACAAUGGCUAAAAUAUUUACGCCAUCAAGCCGUCGAUGCAGCCGUGACAUUCAUUGGCAACGCUCAAGGAUUCGACUCUGCUGCUUCUGCAUCAGUCGUGUUUAUACAAGAAGUUGAGCUGGUCUCAAGAGGCUACCGCAUAAGCACACCGUUGCCCCCAAUCAGCAGACUCGAAGACCAGACGCAAACGCGACGAUGCCUCAGACUGCGCCGGACCGUGUCGGAAUCGUUCUAUCUCAUGCUGGGCCGGUAUAUUCGGGCACAGAAUAUCCUACGGCCACUCACCGGCAAUACGAACCUCGCCAGAUACUACGACAUCUAUGACGUAUCAGAGGAGGAGCUUGUCGAGGCAGAGGCAGCGUUCAAUGAGCGAGCCACCGAAGAUCAAUACUCCCUACGCGCCCUUCGUACACUUUUCGGAAGACUUUACAUCGUGAGGAAGAGUAUCCUCUGCUGCCUUCUAGCCCUCGGUGCCGAUGGCGGCGGAUCUGAUAUUGCAAGAUGGACUGCGGCUGUUGAGCAGAUGCGGGAUCUGGCUCAUGUGACGGGCGAGAACAUUCACAAGAUGACCAAUAUCCUCAAUGAGGACGAUCGUGAGGCCAUCCCGCCUUCUCCACUACCGACAGCUUCGCCCAACAAGGACAAUCUCCGCGCGCAAUACCGAAAAAUCAAUUCACUUUCCCAAGGGGUUCGUGCACUUCACGCAAAGAUGCACAUCCUCAGAGAGGCAUCCAGUUCUAAUCUCGAGCGGCCAGAUGCUGGUGAGUUUGAGGCAAGCCUCAUGCCCCAGUAUGAGUCGAUUGGGGCGGAUAUCAGAAGUCUCCUCCAAGAGUGGGAAUCCGGCAAGACCGCAUUGAUGAGCAGCCUGGAUAAGCCUUUAAGCGCGGAUAACUCGCGGCCACCGAGCGUUAUGAAAUCCCCAAUGUCGCCCACACCCAGCCUUGGAGGUUCUACCGCAGUUGAGGGCAGCCCUGCGGACGCCCUCAGAGCUUUGAAUGGGGAAAACUCCGACCCAAGCAUCGUCCACACGCUGGAUGAUGAAGAAGAAAUUUUUGAAGCGGUAGCUCUUCCGGCUCGGAACAAGAGAGCAUCCUUGACCAGAGAGGAACGAAUUGCGCGCGUCAAGGAAGAUAGAGCACGACAAGCAGCUGCUCGAGAGCGCACCGACGCCAAUACAACCAUGCUCAAAGAGCUUGAAAUGGUAAUCAAACAACGACCUCGUACAACAAUAGCUGCGAAGCGUGUCACCAGCAUUUGAACCGCCGGCAUCCGAGCCGCACCAUUCCAUUCCGUUUCCUCGACUAUCUCGAUACCCGAUUUUCCUCCUUACAUCUUCUCCCUCACGCAUAUAAUCACCCAAGCUUCGCUCGAAUUUGAGCUGGAAGCAAACUCCUCCCAGCAAAACAUGCAGAUUGAUACCCACAAAUGUAUAGAGCGGUCCGGUGUCAGCGGCGUUAAGGCAUUCUAUCUCAGCUUGGUCAUUAUAUUACCCUGUCCCUUGGAGGACUACCCUGUGGCUUACAAUCAUUGAUACUGUAUACUAUGUUUUGUUUCUUUGACUUACUUUCAGCUCCGUCCUUCUGUAUACUCACUAUGCUGGCCUAUGUUGGCAGCUACCACUUGAUUUCGUUUGUCCUGUAUACUCAGCCUUGUGUACAUAUCUUACAUUCUAGCGUAAUUGCUUAAAUCGAUACCUG
Molecule: messenger RNA, 2631 nt
Organism: Aspergillus sclerotioniger CBS 115572
Lineage: Eukaryota; Fungi; Ascomycota; Eurotiomycetes; Eurotiales; Aspergillaceae
Product: vezatin family protein
Exons: 5
Coding region: 345-2192 (615 amino acids)
Biological process (GO): cell-cell adhesion
Cellular component (GO): plasma membrane
Molecular function (GO): myosin binding
Source: RefSeq, a predicted model, not a curated record